AGACCUGGAUGGAUCCAGCCCCGAGCGCGGGUCCCUCUCCGAGCCCUGGCACAGCAGGCGGCGAGCAGGGAUUUGCUCUGCGUGGCACUCCUGGGCAGGGCGUCUUUUGCGCGGCGCCGCUAGUAGACAAAUUACAGCCUUGCCUCUGUCAAGGUAGAUAAGAGACCAUGUGAGGCUGCGUGGUGGUAAACGGGUUGCAGGCAGGGUAAAGGUGCACAGGGAAAUAACCUUGCAGGGAGUCCCUCCCUCCCCGAGCAGCGCAAAUCCCCGUGGGUCCGCCGGCGCCUCGGCCUGGAUGCCAGCGCAGGUUUUGGGGGCUCUCUGAGACUCGUGAAGCCGCGAUGUCUUACAGCAGGAGGAACUGGUCCGAUCUCUCCAGCCUGGCCAAGCAGAGGACGCUUGAGGAUGAAGAAGAGCAGCAAAGGGAGCGCCGGCGAAAGCACCGGAGCCUGCUGUCCUCCUCCUCAUCGGUGGAUGAAGAACCUCCGAGCCCAGUGAAAGACCCCAGCCCAACGCCCAGCAGGCCCCAGUCCCUGGUGAAGCCGGCGUCUCCGGAGGAAGAGGAGGAGCGCAAGCUCUCGGAGGUGCUGAAGACGCAAGAGGGGAGACGGACAAGGUCCCCGAUGGCCGUGUCUGAGAAGCCGAAACAGGAGAAGGAGCAGCGGGAGGCAGUGCAGGGAGCGAGCUGUGAGCAGGCUCAGCCCCACACGGGGCAGGAGAGCGGCCGGGCUGCAGAGCAGGGUCAGGAUACGGCCAUGGGCAAAGAAGCACCACCAGGAGACCAGCCCCCAGAGCCAGCCCGCGAGAGGAAGGUGGUGGCGAGGGGACGGCUGCAGGACAAAGAGGGACAAGGCGCGGGGACACCCCGAGGGGAGCAGCGGAGGGAUGAGGGGGAGCCGCAGCAGCAAGCGGCUCCGGAGCUGGGGACCUGCCGGGUCCGCGAGGUGAAGAUCCUGACCCGAACGAGGAUCCGCAGCACGGAUGAGAAGAUAGCCUCGGAGGGGACCCCGUCUCCGGACCAGCAGCAUCCACCCAGGAGCCCCUUAAAGGAGGUAACACAGCCACCUCCCACCCAAGAUGAACCUCCAGAAAAGUCAGAGACUUCUCGAAAUUAUGCCACUUACAGCAGCUCCAUCAGAAGAAGCAGCCCAAGAACUGUCUCCUUUCGGGUGAUCUCAAAGAAACAGAAAGAAGAAGAUGAAAGCCCUCUCACAAGGAGCGCGAGCCUGAGGAUCCCAGGUAGCAACACCACCAUCGAGGAGAAACUGGAAAAGUACACCUCGGCCGUGCAGCGCUCGGGGUCGGUGAGAUCUUCCGUGACUGUUCAGAAGAGCCUCGUGGUGACCUCGGAGGGGGUGGCCAGCAAGCGCAACUUCUUCGAGACCAGCGCUCCCAGCAAGGCUGAGCCGCUCGCAGCCAAGAAGGACAACCUGAAGAUCCCGGGGUCGGUGACGUCCCGCAUUAAUCUGUGGAUCAGCCGAACUCAGGAGCCUGCCAAGGAGGAAAAGAGCAAGGACGUCGGGAAAAUAAACAGCCUGCCAAAGCGUGACGUCUGGGUAAAGCAGCCCAGAGACGCCCCUGCAGGCACCAAGCUGCAAUAAUAUCGUAUGCAAUAAUAUCAGAUGAUCUGGGGGAAAAACUGGUUUGCUCUGAAGAUCAAAGCCUGGCCCUGCCCAAUCAUCCGUGCCAGCCCUGCCCACUGCCACGAGUGUCCCCACUGCCACGUGUGGGUGGGAUGGGGUGGCCGGGGUCCUCUGCUUGUGGGCUGGGAAGGAAGAAGGCUGGAAUCCCAUCCCUGCAUCCCCAACCCUCACUCCCUGCCUCUCCAGGAAUACCCAGGCCUGGAGGUUCCCUGCAGGUGCUGAAGGCAGGCUCUGGCCUUGCUUCCCUACAACAUUUUGGUGUUUUGCUCCUAAUCCCUGGCUGUGCCCCAACCUGCGCUUGCUAAGGGGAGCAGCUUGCGCGUGUCCCUUGCAGCUGGAUCCUGCUGUUGGGGUGAGAGGCUGCCGGGCCAGGGCAGUUUUGGCUGCCCACCCAUGGACCGUGCCCGUCCCUGAGUGUGGCGUGAGGUGGGGGUGCAGGCAGAUGUCACCCCCUCCCCAAGCUGUGCCUGCUGGAGGGGACCCAAACCCCUAAAACGCUGUUUGCCAAGUUGCUCGUGCACCAGCCUAGCUUGGAGCCCCCCGUGGAGGACAGGUGGACCUGACAGCACUGGUGCUUCCCUCCAGCACACAGCUCAGACGUGUCCUUCACCACUCCCAUCCCCUGCAAGCAGUGACCGCUUUUGCUGAGUGCUAUGGGGAGGGCAGGCUGGCCACAGACCUAUUUGUGGGGCUGCGUGGAGCUGGGAGCCCUGUCCUGGACCCCUUCUGCAAGCCCCGUUCCCUUCUCACACUUCUCCUGGAGCCCUUUGCGAUGCAGAUCCCAAAGCCACCCGGUCCCCACUCUCCCCGGCUGCUGCGCCCACCCUGGGGGGGCACAAGGUGCUG
Messenger RNA from Anas platyrhynchos (mallard), 2489 nucleotides. RefSeq names its product ladinin 1 (gene LAD1). Lineage: Eukaryota; Metazoa; Chordata; Aves; Anseriformes; Anatidae. The record is from RefSeq and is a predicted model, not a curated record. Gene Ontology annotation, molecular function: structural molecule activity.